GGAGGGACCAGGGGGCGCGAAGAGGGGGAGGAGAGGCGGGCCCGGAGCCCCCCGCUGCUGGCGGCCACAGGGCGGCUGGACCAGGAGGUCGGUGUCCAGCCCAGGACGGGAGCCACAGGCUAGGGAGGGGCAGAGGCUAGGCCUGAGGCCUGGACCGCUCAGUGAGCGAGGACCCGGUUCCGCUCGAAGGAUGAAUACUUGUCUUUAAAGAUGACAACCUACAGGAAAGGCCCAUUAGCCGAUCUCCCCCUGCCUGGGCCCACAGCGCCCCCCAAACCCUCACCACCCUCUCUCACUGCCUAGCCUGCCUCCCUACCUCCUCUCUGAGGUCGCUCCUCAUUCUUGUGUUACCCAGGACAGGGACCUAGCCAGAAACCGGCAGCAUUCCCCCUUCUGUGCAGUGACAGUAUCUCCCUCUCAUUGUAACUUAUCCUCAGGUCCAUUCGACAGUCCCCUCUUGCUUUCUCACCCCCUUCCUUCACCCAAGGGACCCUCUGCCUCUCCAGCCCACUUCCAGCCUCCUUUCUCUUGGUUCCGUGGUCAUGCCUGCCUCCCUGUCUCUGCCUCCCACACACACCCACUAUCCUCCCAGCUAUCCCAGCACCCUCCUUCCUAAUCUUGGGAGACAUCUCGUCUGGCUGGACGGGAAAAUUCCAGGAUCUAGGCCACACUUCUCAGCAGACAUGCCCAUCCUUGGGGAGAAGGAACAGGAGAGAGCCUGAGGAAGUUCUGGGGGACAGGGGGGAUGAUGGGAUCAAGGUCAGGCCAGGAAGCCCCUGAGGACAGAGACUGUGGGGAGACUGGGACUGGGAAGAAAGCAAAGGAGCUAGAGCCAGGGCCAAAGGAAAAGGGGGGCCAGCCGGGAGGUAUUUGCGGGGGAGGUCCAGCAGCUGUCUUUCCUAAGACAGGGACACAUGGGCCUGGUUAUUCCUCUUGUCACAUGUGGAACGGUAGGAGAUGGAAGAGGGAGACAGAACAAGCAAAGGAGGGCCCUGGGCACAGAGAUCUGUGUGUGUAGCCGUCCAAGCCCCUGGACCCUAUUAGACAAGCACCUAAGCUCAGGCUUAACCCAGCGCACGCAUGCGCACAUACAUGUGCCCCGCACCUGACAGUCCUCUCAACCUGUCCAAACCCUUUCCCCAUAACACCAGCCCAUAACAGGAGAUUUCUCUCAUGUGGGCAAUAUCCAUAUUCCCAUGUCGAAAGGGAGAAUGACAAGACAGGACUCUCUAGGGGGUUAUAGAAAGAAAAGCAGGAAAGCAAGCGUCCUGUUGGAUUUCAGCAGCAGGUGUGAUGUCCAGGGAAAAGAAAUUUGGAUAGCCAGGAGGUCCCAGGUUGCCCAUGUCCAGGAAAAGAUGGAUCCCCCUAUCCAAAUCUUCUCUGUGGUGUGUGUGGGUGGAGGAGUGGACCCUGGUCCAGGCAGGAGCUCCAGGGAAGAGAAGGCGUCACUUCCGGGGGCCUUCACCAGUGUCUGGUGGCUCCCUUCUCUGAUUGGGCAGAAGUGGCCCAGGCAGGCAUAUGACCUGCUGCUGUGGAGGGGCUGUGCCCCACCGCCACAUGUCUUCCUACCCAUCUGCUCCCCAGAGGGCUGCCUGCUGUGCACUUGGGUCCUGGAGCCCUUCUCUACCUGGAUAGAUUCCUCAUCCUUGGCCCGCCUUUGCCCCACCCUACUCUGCCCAGAAGUGCAAGAUCCCAAGCCGCCUCCAUGGCCCCAGGAAGGAUUCAGGGGAGAGGCCCCAAACAGGGAGCCACGCCAGCCAGACACCCCGGCCAGAAUGGAGCUGACUGAAUUGCUCCUCGUGGUCAUGCUUCUCCUAACUGCGAGGCUAACUCUGUCCAGCCCGGCUCCUCCUGCUUGUGACCUCCGAGUCCUCAGUAAACUGCUUCGUGACUCCCAUGUCCUUCACAGCAGACUGAGCCAGUGCCCAGAGGUUAACCCUUUGCCCACACCUGUCCUGCUGCCUGCUGUGGACUUUAGCUUGGGAGAAUGGAAAACCCAGAUGGAGGAGACCAAGGCACAGGACAUUCUGGGAGCAGUGACCCUUCUGCUGGAGGGAGUGAUGGCAGCACGGGGACAACUGGGACCCACUUGCCUCUCAUCCCUCCUGGGGCAGCUUUCUGGACAGGUCCGUCUCCUCCUUGGGGCCCUGCAGAGCCUCCUUGGAACCCAGCUUCCUCCACAGGGCAGGACCACAGCUCACAAGGACCCCAAUGCCAUCUUCCUGAGCUUCCAACACCUGCUCCGAGGAAAGGUGCGUUUCCUGAUGCUUGUAGGAGGGUCCACCCUCUGCGUCAGGCGGGCCCCACCCACCACAGCUGUCCCCAGCAGAACCUCUCUAGUCCUCACACUGAACGAGCUCCCAAACAGGACUUCUGGAUUGUUGGAGAAAAACUUCACUGCCUCAGCCAGAACUACUGGCUCUGGGCUUCUGAAGCGGCAGCAGGGAUUCAGAGCCAAGAUUCCUGGUCUGCUGAACCAAACCUCCAGGUCCCCGGACCAAAUCCCCGGAUACCUGAAGAGGAUACACGAACUCUUGAAUGGAACUCGUGGACUCUUUCCUGGACCCUCACACAGGACCUUAGGAGCCCCGGAUAUUUCCCCAGGAACAUCAGACACAGGCUCCCUGCCACCCAACCUCCAGCCUGGAUAUUCUCCUUCCCCAACCCAUCUCCCUACUGGACAGUAUACGCUCUUCCCUCUUCCACCCACCUUGCCCACCCCUGUGGUCCAGCUCCACCCCCUGCUUCCUGACCCUUCUGCUCCAACGCCCACCCCUACCAGCCCUCUUCUAAACACAUCCUACACCCACUCCCAGAAUCUGUCUCAGGAAGGGUAAGGUUCUCAGACACUGCCGACAUCAGCAUUGUCUCAUGUACAGCUCCCUUCCCUGCAGGGAGCCCCUGGGAGACAACUGGACAAGAUUUCCUACUUUCUCCUGAAACCCAAAGCCCUGGUAAAAGGGAUACGCACGACUGAAAAGGGAAUCAUUUUUCACUGUACAUUAUAAACCUUCAGAAGCUAUUUUUUUAAGCUAUCGGCAAUACUCAUCAGAGCAGCUAGCUCUUUGGUCUAUUUUCUGCAGAAAUUUGCAACUCACUGAUUCUCUGUAUGCUCUUUUUCUAUGAUAAUUCUGCAAAGGCCUGGGCUGGCCUGGCAUUUGAACAGAGGGAGAGACUAACCUUGCGUCAGAAAACAGAGAAAGGGUAAUUUCCUUUGCUUCAAAUUCAAGGCCUUCCAACGCCCCCAUCCCCUUUACUAUCAUUCUCAGUGGGACUCUGAUCCCAUAUUCUUAACAGAUCUUUACUCGUGAGAAAUGAAUAAGCUGUCUCUCAGAAACGCUGUCCCUAUACAAUAGACAAAACUGAGACUGUAUAAGGAAUAAAUGAGAGCGCCCAAAAGCUCCCU
This is a messenger RNA of Nomascus leucogenys (northern white-cheeked gibbon), 3406 nucleotides long. RefSeq names its product thrombopoietin (gene THPO). Gene Ontology annotation, cellular component: extracellular region. The record is from RefSeq and is a predicted model, not a curated record. Gene Ontology annotation, biological process: positive regulation of ERK1 and ERK2 cascade; thrombopoietin-mediated signaling pathway; cell population proliferation. Gene Ontology annotation, molecular function: cytokine activity; hormone activity. NCBI's taxonomy places the organism in Eukaryota, Metazoa, Chordata, Mammalia, Primates, Hylobatidae. The transcript is spliced from 7 exons. The coding region runs from base 1197 to 2837 and encodes 546 amino acids.